AUGCAUGUGUCCGCGUUAUAUAAUCUGCCGAGCGUUUCCCGCGAAUCAGCGAGCGAACUCAGCGAGCUUCGGGAUAAAGCAAAUCGCGCAAUCACGUCGCUGAAGAAUUUAGAUCGUUCCGAAUCCGACAUUCUCAGCGACAUGCUUAUGUAUAGCGUCACGCAACGGCUUGAUCCCGUCACUCGGAAAGCGUGGAAACUAAAGGGUGGGGAUGACGCGCGAAUCCCAACAUUCAGCGAACUCGACCGAUUCCUCGAUUCUCGUGCUCGCGCGCUCGAAGAAUUGCAUCCCGCGAAUGUAGACAAACAAGCUCGCGCGCAGAGGGCGACCAGCGCUACAGCAUCGGGAGCUUCUUCAAUUUCGUGUCCGCUUUGUAAAGCAUCUCACUUCCUACACAAAUGUCAAGUCUUUCUGAAAAAGAAUCCGAGUCAACAAUUGGAAGCAGUAAAAAAGGCGAAUCGCUGUGUAAAUUGCCUAAGCGACAAACACGCCGUACAGCUAUGUCAAAGCAAAUAUUCGUGCCGAACAUGUCGCAAAAGACAUCAUUCGAUGUUGCACGUCGACUCGGACACUUCUUCCACGAAAGAUACCUUUACCGCGAAAGAUACGCCUGCCGCGGAAAAUACUUCUGUCGCGACCGCAUCGAUCCACGAUGCCGCGCCCAUCACGACAUUAUUCUCGAGCGCGAAAGUGUCGUCGAUGCCUCCCGUGUUGCUCGCGACGGCAAGG
Messenger RNA from Temnothorax curvispinosus, 729 nucleotides. RefSeq lists its product as uncharacterized. The annotation marks the transcript as partial. NCBI's taxonomy places the organism in Eukaryota, Metazoa, Arthropoda, Insecta, Hymenoptera, Formicidae. The record is from RefSeq and is a predicted model, not a curated record. The transcript has a single exon.